Molecule: messenger RNA, 555 nt
Organism: Clavispora lusitaniae ATCC 42720
Lineage: Eukaryota; Fungi; Ascomycota; Pichiomycetes; Serinales; Metschnikowiaceae
Product: mitochondrial 54S ribosomal protein bL19m
Biological process (GO): translation
Cellular component (GO): mitochondrial large ribosomal subunit; ribosome
Molecular function (GO): structural constituent of ribosome
Source: RefSeq, a predicted model, not a curated record
AUGUGCGCGCUACCUAUGAAAAAAAUUGUCAGUCCGAUACUCCCCAGCAUGUUUGGCCUCUCCAAUAUUCUAAGACUGGCAAUUCCUAGAAGCUGUGUAUCUCCAUUACGGAGUCUCAGUACGGCUAAGGUGUUUGAGCCGCUUCCAAAAAAGAGAAACGGCCAAAGCGCUGUCCUUUUCUUGCACCAACAACUUCUUAAGAAACAUGACCCUACAGGCAAAAGAAGUGCUCUCGUGGACACAAAAACCGGGUUGCGUGCGGGUGAUAUUAUCAAGGUGACGUAUCUUGAUCGUACCAAUGUGACUGGACAAGUUAUUGGUAUCAAGAGAGGCCAGUACAACUUGGGCACGAACAUUUUGCUCAGAAACAAAAUCAACAAGCUCGGAUGCGAGGUUCGUGUGCCGUUGUUCAACCCCAAUAUCAGAAACAUCGAGGUGCUUCAUAAGCCAAAGAAGUACAUGCCUAGAAAGAAGCAUUUCUACAUCAGAAACAGUAAGUACGAUGUUGGUGAUGUCGAGACUUUCUUGAGAAAGGAGAAGAAGAAGAACAACUAG